AUGCCUACUACUUCAAGACUCGAAGACUACGAAGUUCUGUACACCAUUGGGACCGGCUCUUAUGGAACCUGCAAGAAAGUUCGCCGGAAGACCGAUGGCAAGGUCCUGGUGUGGAAGGAAAUGGACUAUGGCACCAUGUCGGAGGCGGAGAAGUCCAUGCUGGUGUCGGAGGUGAACCUGCUGCGUGAGCUGAAGCACCAGCACAUCGUACGGUACUACGACCGCAUCAUCGACCGCAGCAACACCACCAUCUACAUCGUCAUGGAGUACUGUGAGGGCGGCGACCUGGCCAGCCUCAUCUCCAGGUGUCGCAGGGAAAGACGAUAUUUAGAGGAGGACCUGAUCUGGAAGCUGUUCUUCCAAAUCUGCCUGGCGCUGAAGGAAUGUCACAACCGACGUGACGGAAAGACAUUCCUGCAUCGUGACCUGAAACCUGCCAACGUCUUCCUGGAUGCUAACAAGGAUGUGAAGCUGGGAGACUUUGGGCUGGCCAGGGUUCUGGCUCAUGAUACCAGCUUUGCGAAAACAUUUGUUGGGACACCAUACUACAUGUCUCCGGAACAAAUGAACAACAUGUCGUACAACGAGAAGUCAGACAUCUGGUCACUAGGGUGCCUCAUCUACGAACUCUGCUCCUUGUCGCCACCCUUCCUGGCAGCCAACCAGAAGCAGCUGGCUGUGCGUGUGCGGGAGGGGAAGUACCGCCGAGUUCCGUACCAGUACUCAGACGAGCUGAACUCCGUCAUCGGCUCCAUGCUCAACAUCACGGAUGACUGUAGGCCAGACAUAGAGACAUUGCUCCUGAGACCACAGCUGGCCUCUCGGCUGAGGGAGUACAAUGCCAAGAAUGAGAAGACAGAAGCUCCACGCCGCAGGUCACGUGAAGACACGGAAGGUCGCAGGAGAUCACGAGAGAGGGAGGACCUGUUAAAGCAGAGGGAGGACGCUCUCAUGGCAAAGGAGCGUUCCUUGGAGGACAAGGAGAAGGAGGUGGAGGCCCGAGAGAAAAACCUAGCAGUAAGGGAAAAGAUUGUGGAAGACAAGUUAGCAAGGGCUGAGUCACUGAUGAAGCAGUACACUGAGCUGGCUGUUGCCAAGGCCAACCGGGCACUGGCUGAUUUUGACAUCAAUGCUGACGACACAUGCACAGAGAAAUCCCUGUCUAAGAAGAAGGUGCAUUUCUCUGUUCUCCCUGGGAAGGAGAAUGAGCGUGGCGAUGAUGACCUGGGAUCAAGCUUCAUCUCCCAGUACAAUGGCUACAAGGCAGGCGGGAACAAGGCUGAGCUGAAGGCACGACUGGACAGGGCCAGGAUACGGGGUGUGGCACUGAAGCAUGUGGAGGCUAAUGCCACCUUCAAGAGUAGACAGCUACUGGGCAUGAGAUAGACUUGGAAAAUGUUAAGUGUUAGAGAAAAACACAAUCAUUACUAGGCACGAGAAAGUCUUGGUAUGAGAUAAGACUUGAGGAAGUUGAGAAAAAGGAACUUAAUAUCUGUACUACUGACAGAGAUCCCUAAAGUGUUUAUCAGCUUAGAGUUAGCAAUACAGUAUUACUGUAGAGUUGUCCGUUUGGGAUUGCUUCUCAAAAACCACACUUGGUGGUUGCUAUACAUGCAAGUGACUUGAUUGCAAUAUGAUUUCUCUAUUGUGAAUCACCUCUUGUCAACAGUGCUAUGUACAUAGUCUCUAUUGCCUGAACAAAUCACUGUAAAUACUCUGUAAAAAAAAAUCUGAGCCCAUGAUUGAAGAAAACUAUCACGUAUGCAGUGUUUACAUUUUUAUUGUGUUAUGUUGUGUGAACAUAGACUAUGUUUAGUCUUACAAAUAAAUCUAUUUGUAAAGAAACGGUUGAACUGUUGUGUUC
This is a messenger RNA of Branchiostoma belcheri (Belcher's lancelet), 1864 nucleotides long. Its product is annotated as serine/threonine-protein kinase Nek2-like. Gene Ontology annotation, biological process: protein phosphorylation. Gene Ontology annotation, molecular function: protein kinase activity; ATP binding. The coding region runs from base 1 to 1386 and encodes 461 amino acids. The record is from RefSeq and is a predicted model, not a curated record. The transcript has 9 exons. Lineage: Eukaryota; Metazoa; Chordata; Leptocardii; Amphioxiformes; Branchiostomatidae.